AUGUGGUUAUUCUUUUUGUUUAUUAACCUCAAUUCCAUUUUUAAUUUUGUUUGUCCUCAUUCGAUUUUUGUAAAGUUUUCUUGGCGAGAUAAUGGCGAAAAUGAAGAAAAUUAUUACAAUCGUUUGGCUGGAGAAGCUGAUGAACGAUUUAAAUUGGAAUUGACAGGGGAUAACCUCGACAAUCCAAUUAUUGGAUUGACUGACAUAAAUGAUACAUUUCAAUUUGAGAAUCUAAAUGGAGGCACUUUUAAAUUGAAAAUAAUAAUAUAUGGACUAAUCGAUGUUAGUGAGGAUAUUGGCACUAUAGAUGAAGUACUAGAAAAUGAUACAAUAAUUUACAUCAUUCCUCGCAAAGACAAUACAAAAUAUAUUAAAUACAUAAAAGUUGAAGGAGAAGAAUACUUCUUCAAUACAAUGAUUAAUUUGUUUAAUAAUCUUCGUGUAUUAAUUUUUGUUUGGUCUAGUACUCCAGAAUAUAUGCAAAAAAUAAAUAGUAUAAUGAUCAGAUGUAAAGACAUGGUUAAAUCAAAUUUUGCAGCCAAUUUUAAUAGAAAUGUAAAUAAUGAGGAGGGAAGUGGACUAUAUAAAUCAACAAAUUAUGUAAAAACAUUAACUUGCCCGAGUGGUGAAUAUACUGUUCUGGUUGAUUACAAGGUUAAGAGAAAAUAUUAA
This is a messenger RNA of Meloidogyne enterolobii, 672 nucleotides long. The record is from the annotation of a GenBank genome assembly. NCBI's taxonomy places the organism in Eukaryota, Metazoa, Nematoda, Chromadorea, Rhabditida, Meloidogynidae.